Ruditapes philippinarum (Manila clam) is the source of this 5133-nucleotide messenger RNA. RefSeq names its product E3 ubiquitin-protein ligase SH3RF3-like. Gene Ontology annotation, molecular function: metal ion binding; protein binding. NCBI's taxonomy places the organism in Eukaryota, Metazoa, Mollusca, Bivalvia, Venerida, Veneridae. The coding region runs from base 172 to 2475 and encodes 767 amino acids. The record is from RefSeq and is a predicted model, not a curated record. The transcript is spliced from 16 exons.
AAUACAGGUAUUCGAUUAUAUAAAUCAUUGUUUCACUAUUUGGAACAAAUAAAACAGGUACUACUUUUUACCUGACUCAUGCAAAAUCCAAGAUGGACGACUGCCUGCGAAAGGAAGUAAAUUUGGAGAUUUAUUAAGUUGUAUGGCGUUUGUGAGAUGAUGGUGUAAUAGAUGGAUGAACAGGCACUGAAUGAGUUACUGGAGUGUUCAGUAUGUCUAGACCAACUAGAUGACACCAGUAAAGUGCUUCCUUGUCAACAUACAUUUUGUAAACGGUGCUUGGAGGAAAUAGUCAGUACAAAACAUGAGCUCCGCUGUCCAGAGUGCCGCUUUCUGGUUGAGAUGCGGGUGGAAGACCUGCCAUCCAAUAUUCUGCUAAUCCGUCUUCUGGAGGGCUUGAAAUCUCAGACUCGUAUAGGUGGUACACAGGGCCCUGGGCGUAGAAGAGAGCUAGGUUCACCAGGGGCUAGUAAGGCAGACAACCCAAAUCAGGCAGUAGCAGCUUUUGCUAGACAACAACAACAGAGACAGGCUAGCACCAGCAACAGACCUUGUGCUAAAGCUUUAUUUACUUACGAUGCUAAAGAAGCAGGGGAUCUGUCAUUUAAAAAAGGAGAUGUUGUGUAUCUAUGGAAACAAGUAGAUGAAAAUUGGUUUCAGGGAGAGCUAAAUGGACAACAUGGCUUCUUUCCAGUUAAUUAUGUUCAGGUUAUAACAGCAUUACCAGAAAAAAUACCUCAAUGCAAAGGACUGUAUGAUUUUAUUGUGGAUGAUGAUAAAGAAGGAGAUUGUCUGCCAUUUAAAAAGGAUGAAACUAUGACUGUUAUACGAAGAGUAGAUGAUAACUGGUUAGAAGUGAAGAAAGGUGAUAAGAUUGGUAUUUUACCUAUUUCAUUUGUCGAGUUAAAUGACCCAGCCAAGGAACUCUUACGAUUAACAGAUAAAAAUGCAAUAGCAGUAGCUGGAUCUGACCCGCCUGUUACCCCAGCUCACCCAGUGAGAGCAGUGAAAGAGGGCUCUCCUAACUCUGUAGCCACAGUGAACAACAAACGUCAUUCACUCACUUCCAUUCCCCUUACAGUCACCACUCCUGCCAGUGCUUUACAGCGACGCUCUUUAGAUAGUAAUACUGACCCUGACCUUUUGGCUAGUGGAGGUCAGCCAAUUGCCAUGGCAGCACCAUUGACAGCUUCCAUGACGACAGAUUUGCCUGUUGCCAUGGCAGUGCAACCAAAAAUGCCAGCCAAUCAGGCUGUUGCAAUUCCUCCCAGAAAAAUUGAAACAGAAUCCACAUUGGUGCCUUCCUUGAACAAACAUGAGAACUCCCUAUCGUUAGAUCAGCCAGCUGUGACAUCACGUCAUACUGGUGAUUUGAUGUCAUCAAGUUUUGCCAGCAACAAUAUAGAAGAUGGUGCAACAGCUUCCAUAUAUAUAGCAUUGUACAACUAUAAACCUCAGAAGGGAGAUGAGUUGGAGCUAAUCAAGGGAGAUUACUACUCUGUAUCAGAGAAAUGCCUUGAUGGCUGGUAUAAAGGUGUAGCUGUAAAAUCUAACCUCUCAGGCGUGUUCCCAGGAAAUUAUGUACAGUCUGUAAAGACUCAUACAAGUUCAAAUAAGUCAUCGAGCAAGCCAAUGGUAACAAAACCAAAACUGCCUCCACCUGAUCCAGGUGUAUCAGCCACUCCAACUGUCAGUCCACCUAGACCGAAAACCAGCAGCUCUGAAGCACUUGGCAGGGCACGGGCAAAUGAAAGAAGGUCAGCAGUGGCUCAAAGGAUUUCUCAGAAUUUAGCACCAACCACUAGCAAAGGUCAUGCAGCACCAAACCCCAAUAGUCCAAUACUCCUUACGUCCAAAACAACACGAUAUGUCCGAGCCCCAAAAUCAUCAAGUCCAAGCAACGGUGCUAAACCUGAAAGCAGCAAAAGUUCAAGCAGUCCCGUGUGGAAACAUUCUAUGUCAGCAAGUGCUAAUAUCACACCACCUAAUGUUGUUGUCGGAGCCACAGCCAGUCAAGUUCCUGCUGUCAAAGAGAAAGAGAAGAAAAAGGAUAAGAAAAAAUUGGGUGGUUUGAUGGAUAGGAUAGCAUCAGCAAGUAAACUGAAGAAACCAAGAUCCUCUGAUGUAGAAGCUGCCUCUCUUAGUGACUCAAGUAUUUCACACAGCAGAUCAGGAUCAUACCCCUCUGAGAGUUCACCCCUUGUACCUGUGGAGCCCAAUCAUAAAAAGUCCGGAUCAUUUGACUCAUCUUCACCUAAAUCACAACAUCGGCCUGCCAGGCCAAAACCCCUUCCUAGAGAAAAAUACAGAUGUGUAGAAACCUACCCUGCACAAAGUGAAAUUGAGCUGGAUCUCAAGAUAGGCGAUGUUAUUUAUGUACACAAGAAGCGCGAUGAUGGAUGGUUUAAAGGUACACUUCAACGUUCCGGUAAAACCGGACUGUUUCCAGGUAGUUUUGUAGAGAAAGUGUCUUGAAUGACUGCUUUUUUAUUGUGAUAGUUAAUAAUUCAGCUUGCCAUUGUUGGCGUAGACCAAAUACUUGAAGUAUUAGUGUGGUUUUAUUUAGUUAAUGGCUCACUAGCACAUUGUGUUAUGCUUUGUGUAGAGAUUGUUACAAUAUUUUGAAGGUUGUGAUUGUUAAAGGGGGUAAAUAUACAUGUAUAUGCAAUACAUGUAGGUGCUGAUUGUCGAGUGGUGACCAUCCAUAUGUAACAUUGUGGUGGGAAAAUAUUGGAACUUUAUCAGUUAAAAGAGUUCAUUUUUAAUUUGAAAUAAAUUGAUAACAUUGUUGAUAAAUGAAUAUACCAGUAAGAAACAAUCUAGACACAAGCUUUUAAUUAUAUGUUUUUGGAAUAUUUUGUGGAUAAGAAGUUAGAAGUCUGAAUUUGAACUUGCAAGUUAUUAGUUUUAGUGUUAUGAUCAGACAUGAAAAAAAUUACUUCUCAUUAUUCGUACACCAAAGUAAUAAUUCAUGAAAAGAUUGUUUAUUUCUUUUAUUAAACUAUUAUUAAAACUUAAAAGUCUUUUUUUUUGCUCAGCUGUUCAGAAAAAUGUUAUAUUAUUAUUGUUAGUAAUUCUUUCUUCAUGUUUAUUGUGACCCUUAAUAGAGGCAUAUAGACUCAGUAUAAUAUAUGGUUGUUGAUUUAAAUCAACAGUCCGAGUACUUUUUGCAGUGCAAUACAAGCAGUUAUAGAUAAAUAUAGAAGCAUCCCUUUAAGAGGAAUUUAUGUGUUUCCUUUAUCUUUUCAACAAGAAAUAAAUCUUUUCAGUUUUCUAAGUAUAAAAAGACUAAGGUUUUAAACUUGCAGUUGUCUGUAUUAUUUCAUAAAGAAGCUUUGUCUUGUGUUUUGCCAGAAAUUUUAUUAUGCUGGUUAUAUGGUGCAACAAAAUUUUCAUUAAAGUUAAAACCAAAAAACCUUUGAUACUGAGAUAGAACAAAGUUUUCAUAAAAAUUUAUGUCCAAAAAUCUCUGACACUGAAAUAUAAGUAAGUUUUCAUUAAAAUUUACAACCAAAAUAAACUCUGGUAAAAAAUAUCAGCAAGUCUGUGUGUAUGGUGAAAUGUUGUUAUUAUGAGUAUAACAUGUAAAAGUUCUUAUAAUUUUGUUGAGAAAUAAGUUUUUAAUUGUCAAUAAAAUUGACAAAUAUAUAUAUACACUGUUGAUUUUUAUUUUAUAUUGAUAUGCAAAGACGAACCACAUAGAUAUGUGAUAUAUGUUGACUUGAAGUAAUAUAAUAAUUUUUUUGUUAAUAACUUGGAAUGUAUAUAGGCUUAAUUAUGUUGUAAAAACUGCUACAGAUAUAAUUUGCAAUGCAAGGAGAUGCUGAAUGAGUAAUGUUGGAAUCAUUAAUUUGUUAAUUAGCUGAUUUAUAGUACAUUGAUUAUUAGAUAUGUUAUGACACCAGAUAUAUUUUAUAAAUAAUUCUGUCCAUUAUUGUGAAAUUAUUAUUGUAUGACAUAGUGCUAUUGGUUGAAAUAUUGAUAUUAUUUUAUACUUUUACAUACAUGUUUUGUGGAAUCACUUGAAAUUCUAUAGUUACUGCUUUGACAUAAUAUGUAAUUUCAUGUAAAAGUAAAAAAUAGACCAUUAAGACAGGGUUUAGAAUUUCGUAUAACUUUAUAUAAUAUAAUAUAUUAUAAAGUCAUUAUAAAAUAGAUGUAAGAGGUUGGUGUCUUACUUUUGUUAAGCUUUUGCAUGCAGGUUGGGAUAUUCAAAACUACAGAAAGGAAUGGCUUGAAGCUUGGAACACUAAUUUAAGAGCAUAAUAGGAGGUCUAUGUCUAAGGCCCAUAACUCUAAUAUAGAUUUUGACAGAAUUUUGGUCCUUUUUUAGCUCGACUUUUCUAUGAAAAGGGGAGCUAUCCUACUCGCCCCGGCGUCGGCGUUGGCGUCACACCUUGGUUAAGUUUUUCGUACCACCCCACUUUAUUUCAGAAGUAUUACAAGUAUGGCUUUGAAACUUACCAUACUUGUUCACCAUCAUAACCUCCAUCUACAGACAAGAGUACAUAACUCUGUCAAGGUUUUUGACAGAAUUAUGGCCCUUUUUUGACUUAGAAAGUGUAUUGAGCUUGGUUAAGUUUUUUGUACCACCUCACUUUAUUUCAAAACCAUUGGAGGUAUUGCUUUGAAACUGACCAUACUUGUUUACCAUCACGACCUUCAUCAACAGACAAGAGGACAUAACUCUGUCAAGGUUUUUGACAGAAUUAUGCCCCUUUUUGACUUAGAAAAUACAUUGAAUAUGGGUAAAAUCCACUUAUUGCCUUAACCCUUUGAGAUAUUGCUUUGAAACUUUUAAUGCUAUUUCACAUCAUUACCCCCAUCUGUACGCAAGAGAAGGUAACUCUGUCAAGGAUUUGUUUUAAAAAUUAAGGCCUUUUAUCGACUUAGAAUCUUGGUUAAGUUUUUAGUACCAGUCCACUUUUUGACUGAACUGUUUGAGAUAUUAAUUUGAAAGUUGGAAUACUUGUUUACAAUCAUGAUUCCCAAACAUGUCCAGGAGAAGGUAAUUCUGUCAAAGAUUUUAUUUGAAUUAUGGCCCUUAACUGUCAAUGUUUUGUAUUAUAGGCAAGCACUAAAAAACUUAAAAAAUCUAAAAAAAUUCAUUCCUAUCCACUUGUUCACUUUACC